GCAUGCAUGCAUAUGCUCCCAUUCAUUCAUCAGCUCACCUACCCACCACAACCACACCAGGAAACAAAUACGAGCGAGCGAGCGAGCUUGAUCACACUUCAGUCUUCACGAGCGUUAGCGUCAGGCCAACAACCACCACCAGUAAACCAUGACGACCCGGACCUCAUUCCUCCUCGUCCUUGCGCUAGCGCUGGCCGUCCAAGCCGCUCCCUCCGCCGGCGCGCCGGUCGCCGACACGGUGGCGGACUCGUGCAACGCGAUCCGCGACUUCGUGGACUACGCCUUCUGCGCCGCGGCGCUGCGGUCCAGCGGGCCGGGCGCCUCCACGGCGGACCGCCACGCGCACCUCCUCGUCGCGGCGGACCUCGCAGCGGCGCGCGGCACGUCGGCGCGGGACGCCGCCACCGCCAUGGCGCGCGACGAGCGGGACCCGGGCGCGCGCGACGGGUUGGAGGCGUGCGGGAUCCUCUACGGGGCCACCUCCGUCCCGGCGCUGCAGUUCAUGCGCGGCUACGCGGCGGCGCGGGCGUGGGACCGGGCGCGCUCGCUGCUGUCGCUCACGGGGCAGGCCGGGAUCGGCUGCGAGGCGGCGCUCGCCGGCGCGCCGGCGGCCAAGGGGAGGAUGGCCGCGGCCAACCGCGAGUUCGACCAGCUCACCACCAUGGCCACCGCGCUGCUCAACAGGGUCGAUCAUGUGGGAUGACGACCGGCGCACCGCAGUUCUUUGUUAAUAACCAGAGUCCUUGUGUUGAUUAUUACGUACUCCUAGUUAGCCUUGAUCAAACUAGUAAGCGCGCAUGUAAAGUUUAGAUUAUGAAUGAACACUCAAGGCUCACAGUUUGAAUUCACAUGAAACUACCUUUUCUAAUCGC
Molecule: messenger RNA, 872 nt
Organism: Triticum dicoccoides
Lineage: Eukaryota; Viridiplantae; Streptophyta; Magnoliopsida; Poales; Poaceae
Exons: 1
Coding region: 149-703 (184 amino acids)
Molecular function (GO): enzyme inhibitor activity
Source: RefSeq, a predicted model, not a curated record